AUGUUCCGAGCCUCAGCAGCAGGCCCUUAUGAUGAGGUCGUCACCAAGGCCACCGACGAGAACCUCACGUCUGAGGAUUGGGGCGCCAUCAUCGAGGUCUGCGACAAAGUAGGCAACGACCCAAAUGGCCCCAAGGAGGCUGUACAAAGCAUCAUCAGGCGCCUUGCCCAUCGCAACGCCAAUCUUGCGCAUGCGCUCGCCCAAAACUGUGGGAAGAACAUGCACCGCGAACUUUCCAGCCGUGCCUUUACAGAUGCCCUCCUCCGUCUUACCAACGACCGUAAUACCCACACACAAGUCAAGUCUAAAAUCAUCGAGCACAUGAAGAGCUGGUCCGAGAUGUUCAGCAGCGAUCCCGAGUUGGGCAUCAUGAGUGACGCCUAUAACCGUGCCACACGAAGCAACCCAAACAUCCAGCCCCCAAGUGCUCCUCAGAAGCAGGGCCUUACCGAGCUCGAUCGCCAGAAGGAAGAGGAUGAAUUGCAGAUGGCUCUCAAGUUGAGUCUGCAAGAGGAGGAGCGCAAGAAGACUGCUGCAACCAGUCCAGGCGCACAAGCCGGUCCUAGUGGCCAGACAGAGAGCCCUGCUCCUGCUGCGCCAGCUGGAACUACAGCGGCCACGGUGAGCCGCGUACGUGCGCUCUUCGACUUUGCUCCUUCUGAGCCCGGAGAGCUGGAAUUCAAGAAGGGUGACGUGAUUGCUGUUCUCGAGAGUGUAUACAAGGACUGGUGGCGAGGCUCUCUCAGGGGCAAGACUGGCAUCUUCCCGCUCAACUAUGUCGAAAAGCUUACCGAUCCCACACCGGAUGAGUUACAACGCGAGGCUCAGAUGGAGGCUGAGGUGUUCGCCGAGAUCAAGAACGUUGAGAAGCUCCUCACGUUAUUGAGCACUUCCAACACAGCGCCCCGAGAGGAAGAUAAUGAGGAGAUUUCCAAGCUUUACCACCAGACUCUUGCUAUUCGACCCAAGCUUAUCAAGCUGAUCGAGAAGUACUCUCAGAAGAAGGAUGACUUUACACAGCUGAACGAAAAGUUCAUCAAAGCCAGACGGGACUACGAGGCUCUUUUGGAGUCUUCCAUGGCCCAUCCUCCUCAGCACAACUACCAGCAAUACGCAAUGCGACCGGGUCCCAGCCAGGGCUAUCCUCAAGCUGGUGGAUAUCCUCCACAGGGAGCAGCUCCUCAGGACCCCUCAAGAUAUUAUACUCCUGGUCCACAAGAGCAACCUCCUUAUCAAGCAUCGUCUCCUCCCCCUAACUUCCAGAACCAACCUCAAGGUCAAUCGGCACCUUUCUAUGUAGCAGGAGCUGAAGUGCCCGCUGGUUCACAACCCUACCCUCCCCGGAACGAGUCUCCUUCCAAUGGUAAACAACCGGCCCCUAUCAAUACCUCGACACCGGGCCCGAACUUAAACCCCUACAACCAAUCUCAGAACAACAACCCUUACACGCAAGCGCCUACGGGAGGACGACCUGGUAGCACAUACGGAGCCCAAGAGUUGGCUACGUCUGUCUACGACUCCCCUAUAGCCACCAACAACCCACACCAACCGACCUCGGCUGCCACAUUCUCGAGCUCGGUGUAUUCUCCUGAAGAGCCCAACGAUAACGCCAGCGCACCAGCCCCUGGUCCUUAUGCAACGCAUCAGCAGCAGCCUCAACAAUACCAGAGCUACAAUCCUUCUUCCCAAGUCCCUCCCAUGCCCACAGGGUCAGCUCCCCCUCCUCCUCAGAGUGUCAUGACACCUCCCCCUCUGAACCCUGGGAAUGCCGGCGGAUAUGAUGCUCGUCAUGGUCUGCCCAGCCAAGGUGGUGCUGGUCAGGCUCAGUACAAGCCUUAUGUGCCACCCGGCGAUGGUCCUUCGGCUCCUGCACCCGACAGUUACUAUCAAAGCGGGGGAGUUUACUAA
Messenger RNA from Fusarium proliferatum ET1, 1908 nucleotides. RefSeq lists its product as uncharacterized. Gene Ontology annotation, biological process: protein transport to vacuole involved in ubiquitin-dependent protein catabolic process via the multivesicular body sorting pathway. The coding region runs from base 1 to 1908 and encodes 635 amino acids. Gene Ontology annotation, cellular component: ESCRT-0 complex. The record is from RefSeq and is a predicted model, not a curated record. The transcript has 6 exons. NCBI's taxonomy places the organism in Eukaryota, Fungi, Ascomycota, Sordariomycetes, Hypocreales, Nectriaceae. Gene Ontology annotation, molecular function: phosphatidylinositol binding; ubiquitin binding.